UCUCCUCCCUAAGGCUCCCGUCGCCUCCCCGUUCCCUUGCACCGACCCCGCUGUCCCGCGGGGUCCCUCCUGCUGCCGCCGGGCCCGGGCGUGUGUCACACCCCGCGGGGCUGGGGGUUGGCCUGGCAGGGGAUUUAAGGGUUUUUAAGCGUUUCCCGGGAGCCGAGGCCGUUCCCAUCUCCGUCCCCGGGGCUCAGACGUGUCCGUGUCCCCCCGCCCGCCCCCGGGCCGCGGGUUUGGGGCCGGUUUUAAGCAAACCCCGUCAGCAAGCCCUGCCUUUGGAGCUGCCGGAACGCGCCGGCAGUGCGGCUGUUUCCCGGGCGCCGGGCAAGGCUGGGAAUCCCUCCGGGUCAUUCCCGGGAUCGGCAGGAGCGGCUGUCCUGCCCAGCCUCCUGCUCCCGGCCUGGCUUUUCCCGGGGGGAAGCGGCGGGCGGGUCCGGAGCAUCCCUUUGCCCGCGGCUGCCCUGGGGUUGGAGCGCUCGGGGCGUUUUUCGGACGUGGAACUCCCUGGAAACACUCGUCCCGUUAAACCUUUGGCUCGGAGCUUCAGUCUUCUUGUUUCAUAGAUAGAUCCUUAAAUGAGACUUAUUGCCCUGAGCAGCAGCAAAAGGUGAAAUUCGGAGGUGUUUGGAUGUCCCCGCCGUGUGUUCGGAGCCAGGACCCGGCUCCCAUCGCGGCUGUCCGGCGUUCCCGCAUCACUGCGGCUCCCACCGUGCCACGACGGAACCUGGGGGGCGAGCAGCUGCCCCCGCCCUUGGGCAGUGCCAGGGGAUGUUCCAGAGCAGUUCCCGGUGCUCCGACCGCGGGGAGGGCUCAGAGAUGGAUUCACCAGAACGAGCCACAAUUAGAAGUGAGCAGAAAUCCAGGAAGUUCCUGAAGAGCCUGGUGCGGAAGCAGCCGCGGGAGCUGCUGGUGGUGCUCGGGACGGGCGUGAGCGCCGCGGUGGCCCCGGGGAUCCCGGCCCUGUGCUCCUGGAGGAGCUGCAUCGAGGCCGUGCUGGGAGCAGCCGAGCAGCUGGAGGUGCUGCACCCCGGGGACGUGGCGGAAUUCCGCAAGAAGGUCACCAAGGAGAGGGACCUGCUCGUGGUUGCCCACGACCUCAUCAGGAAGAUGUCACCGCGUACCGGGGACACGAAGCCCAACUUCUUCCAGGAUUGCUUGAUGGAGGUGUUUGAUAACUUGGAGCAGCACAUCCAGAACCCUGUGGUCCUGCAGUCCAUCCUGAGGCUCAUGGAGAGAGGCACAAUGGUUCUGACCACAAACUAUGAUAAUUUGCUCGAGAUAUUUGGCCAGCAACAGGGCAAACCUAUGGAAUCUUUAGACCUUAAAGACAGGGAUAAGGUUCUUCAGUGGGCCAGAGGCCACGUAAAAUAUGGAGUUCUUCACAUUCAUGGCUUAUACACAGAUCCCUGUGGAAUGGUGCUCGACCCCUCGGGGUAUAAGGAUGUUACUCAGGAUCCUGAAGUCAUGGAAGUUCUUCAGAACUUGUACCGGACCAAGUCCUUCCUGUUUUUGGGCUGUGGGGAGACUCUGCGUGACCAGAUAUUCCAAGCCCUUUUUCUUUACACAGUGAAGAACAAAGUGGAUUUAGAGCAUUACAUGUUGGUGCUUAAAGAAAACGAAGACCACUUUUUUAAGCUGCAGGCAGACAUGCUGCUGCACGGGAUAAAGGUGGUGUCCUACGGGGACUGCUUCCAGCAAUUCCCAGAGUACGUCCAGGACCUCACUGCUCAGAUCUGCAAGCAGAGGAGCCCAGAUGCUGAUCGGGUGGACAGCACAACCCUGCUGGGAACUUCAUGUGUGGACUGUGCUAAAAGGAAGCUGGGAGAAAGUGGCACUGACUCUCCUAAGAGGAUCAAGCAGUCAGAUACACCCACUAGUGAAUGAAAAAAACCCAAACACCAAAGCCCACCCCAGAAGCUUUUUAACACUGUAAAUGUGAUGUGUGUGAAGCUGGAGCCACCAGUCACUCCCCUGGCACGGCCAGACCUUCAGGCUGUACCUGCAGGGUCAGACAAGUGGGUGCAACUUCUCUCAAGCCCUUUGGACCAGACUCUGCUCAGGUGAAGCCACGAGAGGUAACUUUGGAAUCUCAAAAAUGCCUUUUGGCACAGAAGCCUGUGAAACCAAGGGGUUUCAGUUCCUUUCCCAUCAGCUGGACUGUGGGUGUGCUGUGGAGGCUGCACUCCAGGGUCUGUCAGCACAGGGCUGCUUCCAGGCUUCAGAUCCCUAAACCCUGAGGAACAGGAAGUGGUGUUCCACAGUUAUGG
Pseudopipra pipra is the source of this 2270-nucleotide messenger RNA. RefSeq names its product family with sequence similarity 118 member A (gene SIRAL2). The record is from RefSeq and is a predicted model, not a curated record. Lineage: Eukaryota; Metazoa; Chordata; Aves; Passeriformes; Pipridae. The transcript has 9 exons. The coding region runs from base 772 to 1887 and encodes 371 amino acids.